CCGCCACUGCUCUGUGCCACGUCCACCAGAGCCGACUAUGCACCGCGACCAGAUCAAGGAGGAGCUCGUCGUGCUCCAGGCGAGCCUGACGCAGGAGGGAGAGAUGACGAUGGUGGACGAGUCUGCGAGGGCUCAGUGGGAGCCAGUCCUAGCCGAUGCCGCCCCCGUCUCCUCCUCCCUCCCCCUCCCCACGCUCUCUCUUCGGCUCGCGCCCGACGUCGACCUCGGUGUCGAAUACCUCGAUGGCGACGAGCUUCCCGACCUUUCGCUGCACUGCCUGACGUUCGGGCGAGGCGAGCAGGCGAGCCUCAGAGCAGAACUCGAGCGCGCAGUCGAGCAGGUCCAGGGCGAGGACUCGCAGCUCCCCGUCUUUACCGUCUUUACCGCCCUGCAAGCCUACCUCGCCGACCAUCCACCUCAAGCCGCCGUCUCGCGAGCUGCGUCCGCCGAGGCCGAGCCGCCUCAAGCACCACAAGCUGGCCCGUAUCGCCUCAAGACGACGCUCCUCUGGUCGCACCACCUUCUCGCGACGAGCAAGCGCAAGGACAUUGUCGCGUGGAGCACCGAGCUGUCCCUCUACGGCCUGUCCAAGCCUGGGUACCCGGGCGUCAUCGUCGUCGAGGGCGAGCAGCACAACGUCGACGAGUUCGUCCACCGCAUCAAGCAGCUACAGUGGAAGGCGCUCCAAGUGCGGUGCGAGAUCGACGGUGCCGUCGUCGAGGCGGCGACGCUCGACGAGCAGGGCGUGAGCGUCAAGGACGCGCCCGUGUGGGUCGUCAGGCGGCGGACGCACCUCGGCCCGGUACUCGACCCGCAGGCGAGGGGCAAGGUGUGCGUGCGCGAGGUCGAGGGCCUGAACGAGGUGGGCGACAUCAUGAGGGCGGCCGGGCUCGAGGACGUGUUCCAUACUGCACUGAAACUGAACAACACCACCGCACCCGCACAGCCCCACCGGCGCGCCCUCGCCAUGCCCAAAGGCUGGUCGUCCUCAUCGCGUCGCCGCGAGUCGGACGACGACGAGGGCGGCACAGCGCUCGUCGACGCCCAGCCGGACGACAUCAUCAAGCCCGCCGGCAUCGAGAACGGCCAAACGCCCCCUUUUGGCGCCCUGUGCGGCCUGUUCGAGCAGUUCGAGAGCAUCACCCGCAACAAGCACAAGAAGAACGAGAAGAAGGGCGAGGUCCUGCAGCGCUUCUUCGAGCGGUGGAGGACCGAGGUCGGCCCCGACUUGUACCCUGUCGUCCGCCUCAUGCUUCCCGAGCGCGACACCCGCCGCCGUACGUACAACCUCAAGGAGCAGAAGCUCGCCAAGGCGCUCAUCGCGGCGCUCGACAUUCCGCCGCACAACAGCACGGCGCUCAAGCUCCUCAACUGGAAGGUCCCGACUGCUCAAGAUCCCGGCGCCGGCGAGUUUGCCUCGGUCGCGAUGGAGGUCAUCAAGAGCCGCUCGCUCGUCAUCCGCCGCAUCAGCGACACGUCCAUCGACGACAUCAACGACAUCCUCGACCAGCUCGCGCACUCGAAGAACGCGCCGCCGAACGAGCAGGGCAAGACGCGCAGCAUGCAGGCCGAGCACGCGAGCAUCCUCAAGAGCUGCGUCCAGAAGAUGACGCCGGCCGAGAUGAAGUGGCUCAUCCGCAUCAUCCUCCGCGACCUCAAGAUCGGCAUGGGCGAGAAGACGAUCUUUGACCGCCUGCAUCGCGACGCCGCCCGCAUGUUCAACACGUGCUCCGACAUCAUGCGCGUGUGCUGGACCCUGCACGACCCGAACUACAGCCCGCAGAACGAGGACUUUACUGUCGUGCCCGGUCGCGUCUUCCGCCCCAUGCUGUGCUACCGCACGCAGCGCAACCUCGGCGACGUCGUCAAGUCGAUGCGCAUCGGCCGUGGGCCGCGCGACGCGAGCCGCGAGCUCCUCAAGGGCGAGUACCCGUCGAACGAGUUCAUCAUCGAGGAGAAGCUCGACGGCGAGCGCAUCCAGAUGCACAAGCAGGGCAGCACCUUCAUGUACUCGUCUCGCAAGAACAAGGACUACACAUACCUGUACGGCGUCAACGCGACGAGCGGGUCGCUCACGCCCUACAUCCAGGACUGCAUCGACGGCGACAUCGAGGACCUUGUACUCGACGGCGAGAUGCUCGUGUGGGACCCGGUUCUCGGCAAGUACAUGCCGUUCGGCAACCUCAAGACGUUCGCGCUCGCGAGCAAGUUCGGCAGCAGCGACCCGAGGCCCUGCUUCAAGGUGUUCGACAUCCUGUACGUCAAGGGCAAGAAGGGAGAGGGCCAGGCGCUCAUUGGCAAGUCGCUGUGGCAGCGCAAGAAGCUCCUCGGCGACCUCAUCACGCACAAGCAGGGCGUCAUCGAGAUCGCCGAAUGCACGUCGGGCUCGACGACCGACGACAUCCGCAAGACGCUCGAGCGCAUCAUGGACGAGCGCGGCGAGGGCCUCGUCAUCAAGCACCCGCUGUCGCUCUACCAGCUCGGCGGCCGCGAGCACUCGUGGAUCAAGAUCAAGCCCGAGUACAUGGACCAGAUGGGCGAGCGCAUCGACGGCCUCGUCGUCGGCGGGUACUGGGGCCAGGGUCACCGGUCGGGCUUCCUCGCGUCGUACCUCAUCGGCCUGCGCGACGAGGUCAACGGCAAAGUCGUGUUCAAGUCGUUCGCCAAGAUCGGCUCGGGGCUCAACCGGUCCGACUACGCCUGGAUCAUCGAGCAGAAGCGCGACAAGUGGAUCGAGUUCGACCGCAGGAGGCCCGAGACGGUCCCGGCGUGGUUCAAGACGGUCAACGAGUGGCCCGACGUGCUCAUCGCGCCCGACGACUCGUUCGUGCUCGAGAUCAAGGCGAGCGAGAUUGUCGGCGGCGUCGACUACGGCGCCAACAUGACGCUGCGCUUUCCUCGCGCGCUCAAGAUCCGCGAGGACAAGGACGCCGAGAGCGCCGACGACCUCCAGACUGUCCAGCUCUACCGCACGGGCCCGCACAAGCGCUCGAUCGGCGAGGACAUGAGCGCAAAGAAGAAGGCGGCGGUCAGCUCGAGCCGCAGCAACAAGGCGACGUCCAUCUCGGCGCCGCUUGGCCAGGUCGACGUCGUCUCUGAGCUCUUCCAGGGCAUCACCUUCUUCGUGUUCGACUCGGUCCCCUCGGCGCCCAAGGUCGACCUGCAGCGGCGCAUCGUCGCGCACGGCGGCACGAUCAUGCAGAAGAUUCCGCCGCCCGACAAGGACCGCAUCGUCGUCUCGCCCAAGUACCAGGGCAUCAAGAGCCGCGCCGGCGGCAGCACCGUCGACAUCUACCACCCGGACUGGGUCCUCGAGAGCAUCUACCAGGGUCGCCGGCUCCCGCCUCGCAAGCGCUACCUCGUCCACGCCACGCCCGAGACGGCCAACCUGUCUGACUACGCCGACUCGGACGCCGACGUCAAGCUCGACCAGGGCGACGACGACGACGACGACAAGCUCAUGCUCUCGCCGCCGUCGCCGACCGAGCACCGGCCGUUCGAGCGCGCGUACCGCAACUUUGGCGAGGCCGCCCUCGACAGCGAGGACGAGGCGCAGACCGAGAGCGACGACGACGCCGACCGCGUCGCGCAGUUGCGCCUCGCACGGAGCAGCUCGGGCAGCGGCGACGAGGGCAACGCCGAGUUCGGCGACUUUCUGCAGCACUUCCCGCGCCGAGGAGCGAUGCCGCCCGAGGUCAACCGGGUCAACCAGGACGCGUCGCGCCUGCAGCUCGAGUCGGUGUCGGGCAGCCAGGACACCGAGGGCCUGCUCACCGGCGAGCCGGGCGGCGGCGGCGGCGGCGUCGACCAGCUCAAGCUCGAGCCGGACUCGGUCGAGAAGGCGUCCUCGCUCGGCCUGGGCACGGGCGACAGCGAGAUGGCGCACGACCCGGCGUUCCUCUUCAAACCGCUCGUCGCCUACUUCGACACGAAGGAGGGCGCGGUCUCGAACGGUUUGGCGGCGUCGAGCAAGGCCGAGGGCGUCCAGGUCAAGGCCGACGCAGAGCUCGAGAAGGCUCGUCACACCUUUACGCGCGAGCAUGGCGUCGCUACGACCGACCUCGGCGACCCCAAGCUCACCCACAUCAUCGUCUCGAGGCUUGUGCCCGACCGUUACGUCGAGCUCGUCCGCCUCACAAGCAAGCCCAAAUACCGUCGCUUCGUCACGACCGAGUGGGUGUACAGCUGCGCCGACGAGGAGGACCUUGUCGACGAGGACGACUUCAAGCCGUGAGCGCUCGAGGAGGAGGAGGAGGAGGUCCCGCAUUUGUGUCCAUUCGUACCCCUGUCCUUUGCAAUCACUACGCCCACUUUCCGCUGU
Rhodotorula graminis WP1 is the source of this 4321-nucleotide messenger RNA. RefSeq lists its product as uncharacterized. The record is from RefSeq and is a predicted model, not a curated record. Bases 38 to 4234 code for a protein of 1398 amino acids. Lineage: Eukaryota; Fungi; Basidiomycota; Microbotryomycetes; Sporidiobolales; Sporidiobolaceae. Gene Ontology annotation, molecular function: ATP binding; DNA binding; DNA ligase (ATP) activity. Gene Ontology annotation, biological process: DNA recombination; DNA biosynthetic process; double-strand break repair via nonhomologous end joining. Gene Ontology annotation, cellular component: DNA ligase IV complex. The transcript has 31 exons.